Molecule: messenger RNA, 2252 nt
Organism: Hevea brasiliensis (rubber tree)
Lineage: Eukaryota; Viridiplantae; Streptophyta; Magnoliopsida; Malpighiales; Euphorbiaceae
Exons: 5
Coding region: 1-2052 (683 amino acids)
Cellular component (GO): plasma membrane
Molecular function (GO): protein phosphatase 1 binding; protein phosphatase regulator activity
Source: RefSeq, a predicted model, not a curated record
AUGACCACCCACCGCUACAUUAAUGCCGACUUACAGGAGGCGGCCAAAAAGGGCAAACUUGAUCCAUUCAAGGCUUAUCAGGGGAAUCUUGGUUGCCUACUGACCCCAAAUGAAAACACAAUAUUACAUAUCUACCUUACCUCUUCAAAAAAAAGAACCACCAAUUUUAUAAAAGAGGUAGUUGGCAUUUGUCCGUCACUGUUACUGCAGGUCAAUAACCACGGUGAUACUCCGCUGCACAUUGCAGCCAGGUGCGGGCAUACUGAUGCAGCAAAAGAGCUAAUCGAACGGGCAAAGGCGUCAGUGCAUCAUGAAAUAGAUAUAGAAAGGGGAGAAGGUCCAAAAAAGAGGGAAAUGGAAGAAAUGAAAGCUGUAAAGGAGAUGUUAAGGAUGAGAAAUAAAAAUGAAGAAACGGCAUUGCAUGAGGCUGCACGAAAUGAAAAAGGUCUGGAUGUUGUGAAAGAAAUAUUAAAUUAUGAAGUUCAUGAUCAUGAUGGAUUUAAAUAUUCUGCCAAUGAUUGUGAGGAAACUCCAAUUUACCUGGCGGCUGAAAAUGGAUGUUAUGAGAUACUUGAUAAACUGGUAUGUCAUCAACAACUACUAUCACCGACUUAUGGCGGCCCCAAUGGUAAAACGGCAUUACAUGCAGCAGUAGUGCAAAGCUCUUCCAUAAGUUUAGGUCAAUCAGUAAAAUUGGUGAUGAUAAACAAGCUAAUGGACAGAGGCAAAAGAUUACUCGGAGUAACAGAUGAAAGACUAUGGACCUCAUUCCAAUAUGCUGCGCAUAAAGAGAUGAUAGACUCACUAUUGGAUACAUGGAGUAACUUGGCCAAAGAAACAGAUGAAAAAGGAUGGACUCCACUUCACUAUGCUGUGUAUAAAGGUUAUACUCCAGUGGUUCGAAUGCUAUUAGAUAGGGAUAAGGAUAAAUCUAGUGCUUACAUUGCCGAUAAUGAUUGGAAGAGGACUGCUCUUCACAUUGCAGCGUGUCGAGGCUUCCAAGACAUAGUGAAAGAGAUCAUUUCUAAAUGCCCAGGUUGCAGCGAACUUACUGACAAAAGAGGCUGGAAUGUUCUUCACUAUGCAGUGAUCAGCAAAAGUGAUAAAGUAAUAAAAGAAGUGCUCAAACAUUCAUCAUUGCUUUGCCUUUUAAAUAAGAAAGAUGUUGAAGGAAAUACGCCUGUCCAUCUAUAUAAAGCUUAUCAUCCCAGUUUGCCUGCCUUCAUAGAAAAACGAGAUGUAUUCUUGUUUUGGAGAAAACUGCACUAUCAAAUCACAGGAUACUCAUCCUCAAAGAAGAAUGAAAUUUUAAAAUUGAUGACAGAACUUGGCGCUGGACCAUUAGGGGAAAUUUCAAAUACAGAAGGAGAAAUGAGAAAGGAAAAAAUGAUACAUAAAUUUGAAAAGGUCAAAGACUCUCAUUUGGUAGCUGCAGCACUUAUAGCAACAGUAACUUUUGCCGCAGCAUUUACCAUACCCGGUGGUUAUAUAAGUGAUGAAAACGAUUUGAAGAAGGGAACUCCUAUCUUAAGCAAAAGUUGGACUUUCAAAGCAUUUAUAGUUUCAGAUACCAUAGCUAUGGUUUUAUCUACUUGUUCUGUCUUUACCCACCUUAUGCUGAUGAUCUUAGGAUUUGGGGAAGCAUACUAUUGGUUAAUAAGAUGUGCCUUCGGUUUUCUAUUCUAUGCUAUGGUAGCAAUGGUGAUUACAUUUGUGGCAGGCAUUUAUGCAGUUUUAGCACCAUCCUUAGGGUUUGGUAUAUGUAUUAUCGGAUUUAGCUUCUUCCUCUUCCUACUUUAUUCGAUUGCAAGUGUAUCAUGGGGUUUGUAUUCCUCGGAUGACGACAUCUACGACCAACUGGAAACUUUCUCGUGGUUGACUGGCGGAAUCCUUCCUUUGUUGGGAAUCUUCAAGUCUCUGUUCGGAAUUUUCUCUUCUUUGUUGGCAGACUUGUUAAGUUGGCUUUUUGCGCCGCUUUUGGCGGUGAUCCUUUUGAUUUGGGCGUUUAAACUCAUCCUUCAAAAAUUGAUGAGCGAAAUUAGAAGAAGUUAGUCAAUCGAUUCAUCAGGUGUCAUUAGAUCCCAACAGCAAAACAGACGUAUGAUUGCUAAUACAGCGUGGAAUGAAAAUGUCAUUUAAAUUUAUUUUCAUUUUUUUUUCUUUGAAAACAUUUAGAAGGAAAAAAAAAAUGUUACUAUUACAAUUUCUUAUCCUAAAGGCAGAAUACUCAUUAGCCUAAUGGCAUAUCUGUA